Messenger RNA from Durusdinium trenchii, 1458 nucleotides. The record is from the annotation of a GenBank genome assembly. Lineage: Eukaryota; Dinophyceae; Suessiales; Symbiodiniaceae.
AUGCAUCGCGGGAUUCAGAAGGCCGAACUGCUAGGAUGGCUGGCACAUAUUCGUUACUUGAAUGGUCUUUGCAGUGACCCUUUGUUGCAGGGCAUUAUGCUUUCUCGCUACGGUGGCAAGCUACAGGAACCUGUCUCAAUUACACAUGUCAUGUACAGUGUCGACUUUGACAUAGAUCUUUGUGUGCCCAAACUACCAGCCUUGGCGAGUUCUUACAGAGCCGCACGCUUGGGGAAGGGACACCCACUGCACGUGGCGAUCUGCUAUACGGCACUGUGCCGAGCAGUGCAGAUUCCUGCCCGACUGAUUCGUGGCUUCGAGCUCGCGAAGCCCGGCGUCGACUUGACACGUCGUUGGUGUCGUCUUGGGCCAAAAGCCCGGAAGCUUUGCCACAAUUUCACCAAAGGAGGUAUGGAGCAACAGGCGGCUUUGGAUUUGGCAAGCGAAAGUGAGAAGAGUGGAGAUUGUGACCUCGAAGAGGAUGUGAUGAGGUCUUUCAUGUCCGUUUGGGUAGAGUGCUUUGACAAAAGCCUGGGUUUGUGGGUUUCAGUGGAUCCUUUUGGUCCCAUUGCUACAACACAACCGGCUGACUUGUGGUUGCAUCCAGCACGCCACUGGAUGUGUGCGGCUGAUGACCACUUAAGAGGAGGAGACUAUUGUGAGCUUCUAGAUGUAGCUGACAGAUACUGGCCACAAAAUGAUGAGUACCGAAGAGCACGGGCGGACACAGUCAGCUGGGAUCACAAAAGUGUUUGGUGGAAUACUUCUCUCAAAAGGUCUUCUGGAGAGAUCCAUGAGCUUGGCCAAAAAGCCCUUCCCCAAGCGGCGGAAAAUAAAAAGGCUUCCCCGAAGCAGAUGAAAGCAGCUGCCCAGGUCCGAAAGUGGCUAUGCCCCAAAGCGAGGAAGAGCAAAGCAGAACGGCAAGGCCUCACUGGCUUCCCCAGCCUGGAGCCCUUUGAGGCCAACCUGCGGAACUUGCAGAACUUUCUUCAGAAACGAGGAGUGCUUCCGUGGCUCAAGAGUGAUGACCAUAGCGAGCGCGUGCUGGGGCGCUUUGUGGACAAUCUUCGAAUCGUCAAGAAGAAAGGCAAACUUUCAGCUGAAAAUCUUCAACAAUUGAACUCGUGGUGUCCGCUUUGGAAGGACUUUGGAGAAGCGGUCCCGCCUGUGGUGCCUUUGGCAGACAUACCGGAGGAUCCGGAGCCUCGAGGUCCAGUCGGGCAGGCUUGCACCGUGCAGCUCUCGCAUGUCCGCGCGACUCUCGAACUGGCACGGUGCAGGAGUUCCAGCGAGCGCCGUAGUUUGCUGAGGAGGAUGCAGGUGGAGUUUCACCCAGACAAGAACGUUGAUAGUGCGAAUGUGCGACCGAUGUUCGACUUUGUGCAGUCUAUGUGGGAGAAGGAGUUUGGGAAGAACAUGACAAAUAUGACAAAAUCCAGCGGCGCGGCUGUUUCAUGA